Molecule: messenger RNA, 1750 nt
Organism: Mesitornis unicolor (brown roatelo)
Lineage: Eukaryota; Metazoa; Chordata; Aves; Mesitornithiformes; Mesitornithidae
Product: zinc finger protein 845-like
Exons: 1
Source: RefSeq, a predicted model, not a curated record
ACCUUCAGGAAGAGAUGCAACCUUGUCCAGCACAAGCAGGCUCAUGGCCCUAAAAAAGUGCACCAGUGUAAAGAGUGCGGGAAGACGUUUAAGAAAAACAUGAUCCUGAUCCAGCACCAGCGGUCCCACACCGGUGAGCGGCCCUACAAGUGUGGGGAGUGCGGCAGCACCUUUAGAUACAGCUCCAGUCUUUUCCAGCAUCGGCGGAUCCACACUGGUGAACGGCCACACAAGUGCGAGCAGUGUGGGAUGGCCUUCAGCUGCAACAGCCACCUUGUCAGGCACCUGCAGAUGCACACCGGUGACCGCCCCUACGUCUGCGACCAGUGCGGGAAGAGCUUUGGGCAGAAGUCCAACCUUACCCAGCACCAGCAGACGCACACGGACCAGUGGCCCUACGCCUGUGACCAGUGCGAGAAGGGCUUCACACUCAGCUCCUCCUUGGCCACGCAUGUCCAGACCAACGCUUGUGAGAAUCCCUACAAGUGCCCUGUGUGUGGGAAGGCCUUUGGGAUGAGAUCCAGCCUGAGCAGUCACCAGCGCACUCACAGCAAUGAACGGCCCUACAAGUGUGGGGAGUGUGGGAACGCCUUCAAAUAUAGUUCCAACCUGCUGCAGCACCAGGUCACUCACACUGGUGAGCGGCCCUACAACUGUGGGGAGUGUGGGAAGGCAUUCAAAUAUAUCUCCAACCUGAUCAGACACCAGCGGAACCACACUGAUGAGCGGCCUUACACGUGUGGGGAGUGUGAGAAGUCCUUCAAGCACAGCAACGACCUGAUGCAGCACCAGCGGUUCCACACUGGCGAGCGGCCCCACAAGUGUGGGCAGUGCGGGAAGAGCUUUGUGCAGAACUCUGCCCUGAUGAAGCACCAGCAGAGCCACACUGCUGAGCAGGCCCUUAAAUAUAGCUCCAACCUGAUCAAGCACCAGGGCACCCACACUGGUGAGUAUCCCUACAAGUGUGGGGAGUGCGAGAAGGCCUUCAAGGACAGCAAGAACCUGACCCAGCAUGAGCAGAUCCACAGUGGUGAGUGGCCCCACAAAUGUGGGGAGUGUGGAAAGAGCUUUGUGCAGAAGUCCACCCUGAUCAAACACCAGCGGACCCACACUGCUGAGCAGGCCUUUAAAUAUAGCUCCAACCUGAUCAAGCACCAGGUCACCCACACUGGUGGGCGUCCCUACAAGUGUGAGGAGUGCGGGAAGGCCUUUGGGCGUAGCUUCAUUCUAAUGCAGCACCAGCGGACCCACACUGGUGAGCGUCCCUACAAGUGUGAGGAGUGCGGGAAGGCCUUUGGGCGUAGCUUCAUCCUGAUGCAGCACCAGCGCACCCACACCGGUGAGCGGCCCUACAAGUGUGGAGAGUGUGGGAAGGGCUUUGCGCACACAUCUACCCUGAUGAAACACCAGCAGACCCACACUGCUGAGGAGGCCUUUAAAUAUAGCUCCAACCUGAUCAAGCACCAGGUCACCCACACUGGUGAGCGUCCCUACAAAUGUGAGGAGUGUGGGAAGGCCUUUGGGCGUAGCUUCAUCCUGAUGCAGCACCAACGGACCCACACUGGUGAGCGGCCCUACAAAUGUGAGGAGUGUGGGAAGGGCUUUGUGCGUAGCUCGAACCUGAUCCAGCACCAGCGUACGCACACCGGUGAGCGGCCCUACAGGUGUGGAGAGUGUGGGAAGAGCUUUGCGCACACAUCCAACCUGUUGAAGCACCAGCAGACUCACACAGGUGAGCAGCCCUACGCCU